Messenger RNA from Micropterus salmoides (largemouth bass), 1999 nucleotides. RefSeq names its product interferon stimulated exonuclease gene (gene isg20). Gene Ontology annotation, cellular component: nucleus. NCBI's taxonomy places the organism in Eukaryota, Metazoa, Chordata, Actinopteri, Centrarchiformes, Centrarchidae. Bases 131 to 1183 code for a protein of 350 amino acids. The record is from RefSeq and is a predicted model, not a curated record. The transcript is spliced from 4 exons. Gene Ontology annotation, molecular function: 3'-5'-RNA exonuclease activity; nucleic acid binding.
CUUCCUGUUAAAGAACAAACGAGGAAGAGAGGGCGCCAAUCAGAAGGCGAGAAGACAGGACUUGUUCAGGCAUGUUCACGCUUUACACGUGUUGGAGAAGAAAUGACUGCAAGGCCAGAAUUGUUAGUUGAUGAUGACACAGCCAUCAAAAAGGAAUAAAGCCACCUCGUGGGGGCUUCUCAGCAACUACAGAUAUUGUGCAAAAAAAGCCAUAAUGCUUCACAGUAUGGAGAAUGCAAGAACCAGGAAGAAACACCAGCAGAAGAUAAUCAUCGCCAACAUGAAGAGGAAAAGAACCGACAGCCACAACAAACCACUGGAUAUAAAUAAACUGGUCAAAAAAACGAAUUUGAGCGAAGCAGAACAAGAAAGUCAAAACACUCUGAACUCUCAAAACAAAAACUCUGAUGUAUCUAAACCUGGACUCUCUGAGUCUAAAGCUUCAGACCACCACAGUUUAGUCACAGCCCUCAGAGACAGCUGGGAGGUAGACAGUGGUUUCUCCUCCGAGGUGAGUCCUCCGGCCAGUGGUCGGAGUUCACCGUGCCUCAGCUCAUGCCGGACCACAGUGGUGGCGUUGGACUGUGAGAUGGUGGGGACGGGGCCAGGAGGUCGCUGCAGCGAGCUGGCACGCUGCAGCAUCCUGGACUAUCAUGGCAACAUACUGUAUGAUAAAUAUGUCCAACCCUGUCAGGCCGUCACAGACUACAGGACUCGCUGGAGUGGUAUCAGGAGGCAUCACCUGCACAACGCCAUCUCAUUCACUCAGGCCAGGGAAGAGAUCAUCAGUAUACUUGAGGGCAAAGUGGUGGUCGGCCACUCCAUCUACAACGAUUUUGAGGCAUUGGACGUUAUACAUCCAGGUCACAUGGUCAGGGACACCUGUACGACACGUCUCCUCAGCCGGUUGGCCGGUUUCCCCCGUGAACGCUGCCCCUCCCUCAAAAUCUUGGCCAGUAAGCUGCUGAACAGGAGGAUACAGGUGGGGAGGAGAGGUCACUGUUCGGUUGAGGACGCUCAGGCUGCCCUUGACCUCUACAAGCUGGUGGAGGGCGAGUGGGAGCAGGAGCUGCACAACAAGCUGAGGGACGACGACGCACCACACGAGCCAAGCUUCGCCUCCUCAAACCACUACAUGCAGGAUGAGUACUGGCCAGAUGAUGUCAUAGCUGACAGCCAAUGAGAGGAGUGAGUAUUCAUGGCAUGUGUCACAAUAAGUGACAAAUACCUCAGUGACAAUAUACAGCCAUCAGAGCAGGUUCAGAUAACUAUGAAUUAUGUGAAUGAAAAUCUUCUUGAAAGUAUAUCAAGUCUGGAAAAGUAAUUUAAAAAUUAAAUGCAAAAUGGGUCACGGUGACAAGAUGAUUUUGCAUUGUCUCAUAUGAGGAGAAGAUCUGUAUCACUUUGGAGAAAAUAACUUGAUUGCUUGAAUGAAAACACUAACUUAUUAUUUUUAAACAUGUUUGGCGUUCCUAACAGCGUAUUUGUUGCUGUGAUACCAGAUAUUUGCCUGCACAGAAAUAGUUAUCGAGUUAGUUGUUGCAGACUUGUUGUUUACAGCAUGAGUUUUAGUGCUCUAAAAUUUUGGGUUAUUAACUUAUAUGAUGGUUCUCGACCAGUAUCUGCUCUUACUUGAAAGGUAAAAUGUAACUUUUUAAUUGGACAUUAGGCUGAUCUUAGACCACAGAUAUGGGUAUUUUGGGAAACACACUUGAGUUUGUUUCUUUAAUAUAUCUCUGUUCACAUGAGAACAUGAAAAUGCACAAGUGGCUGCUAUGAGCGUGCUCAAAAGCGGCAUAUGUUGCAGCUUUUAAAAUGUUUUUCACUGUCUACAGGGCAAAAGACUAAGCAAGUUUAAACUGUUGCAAUUACCUCCAUGUACCUGUGGCCUUAAGUGUUUUCUAUUGUAACAGUUGUGUGUUAUAUUGCAAUGGUUAUAUCAUUACCUCUCAUUGUAAGCUGCUCUUAAAUGUUCGAAUAAAAUGGCAUCAUGUUAAAA